UUUUGUAUUUGUCUGCAUCGUAUCGCGGCCGACAAUUAUCUAAGUACGUUCUACAAUACAGUCGACAUCCUCCACACCGUCAGUAAAAGGCCAAAAGUAAGUAAGUGGAAGCAAGCUAGUAUUUCUGUUUUUAUUGCGACCCAGCAUACACAACAGCUUUAAAACUAAACUUUCAACAAGUGUCAAUACAACUCUAGUGUCAUUUUUGCCUGCAUGAUGGACCACAGUGUAAACAUUGCAAUUUACUCCAGUUUACGGUUGACAUUUUGAGAAGAAUAACGAGUUAAUUAAUUAGUUAGCUUGACAGUAAAUAUUAUGAGACACAAAAUACAAAUAUGGCCAGUCCCGAAGGCAGUGUGACUGUUUCUAACGUCUCAGAUGUUGAAGAAAAUAAUCAAGGACGUGACAACAGCACCGAGGAUGAAAGACUCGUUAAAUCAAGACCCAGGAAUAAUUUUCCGUCUUAUUUAAACGAAAGUGUUGACGUCAGAUUCAGGGGCAUCAGCUCCAGCAGGAAUGACACUGUGUUUAACAAUUUAAUUGAAAAUGUGUCAACUCGUCAAUUCAAUCGACUCAACAAUGCGGAAUUCCAACCAGGAGCGACGAAUUUCUUAUCUGCGAAUUACGAGAGCUUGGAUUAUGACACGUGUGAAAAUAGUUUGCUGCAAGAUGAAGAAAGGAAAAAAGGCUACAAGUUUGUGGUGAAGAAAAACUUUGCAAGGUGGUUUAUAUUUUUACUGAUUGGAAUUUUGACAGCUUCGAUAGCUUGCUUUGUCGAUAUUUCUAUUGAAGAAUUAUCGAAUUUAAAGUAUGGAGUCUUGAAACACUAUGUUGAUAGUUGUGUAUCACAAAACUGCCUAUGGAAGCCAUACCUCAUCUGGUUGGUGAUAAACACCGUGAUAGUUUUAAUUGGCUCCCUCCUGGUGACUUACGUUGAACCAGUAGCAGCUGGCAGCGGAAUUCCGCAGGUAAAAUGCUACCUAAACGGCGUCAAAGUCCCCAGAGUUGUCAGGAUAAAAACGCUGGCUGUAAAAUCCCUCGGAGUGAUCAGUACCGUGGUUGGAGGGCUUGCUGGUGGAAAAGAAGGUCCGAUGAUCCACUCAGGAGCAGUUGUAGCCGCUGGAAUUUCCCAAGGCAAGAGUACGACCUUCAAAAAGGACUUCAAAGUCUUCCAGUACUUUCGGGAAGAUCAUGAGAAGAGAGAUUUUGUGGCUGGCGGAGCUGCAGCUGGAGUUUCUGCAGCUUUUGGAGCUCCCAUUGGUGGAGUUUUAUUCAGUAUUGAAGAAGGAACUAGUUUCUUCAACCAAAGUCUAACAUGGCGAACCUUUUUCGCCAGCAUGAUAUCUACUUUUACUUUAAAUAUCAUCCUCAGCGCUUAUCACGGUCAUCCUGGAGAGCUCUCGUACCCAGGACUGCUCAAUUUAGGAAAAUUUGAAACAAUAAACUACCAAGUUUAUGAAAUUCCAUUAUUUAUGAUCGUCGGAGUCUUCGGAGGGCUCAACGGCGCAUUUUGGAAUUAUAUUAACUACAAAAUAACUGUGUUUAGGCAGAAGUACAUUCGCAGAAGAUGGUUGAAGGUUGUGGAAGCCAUUUCAGUUUCUGUUCUGGCUGCUACGGUCGGCUCGCUGAUGAUUUAUUUUCUCAACGACUGCAAGCCUUUGGGGAAAGACCCUACUAAGUACCCGGUCCAGAUGUUCUGCAAGGAAGGAGAGUACAGUGCUGUUGCUGCUCUUUGGUUUCAAACUCCUGAAAGCACUGUACGGUCUCUGUUUCAUGAUCCCAUAGGCUCACAUAAUGACGGAACUCUCGCUAUGUUUGUGUUCCUCUACUUUAUUUUAGCUGUUCUAACCUUUGGCCUUUCAAUGUCUGCUGGACUGUUCAUACCUCACCUGCUAAUUGGAUCCGCUUGGGGUAGAUUAAUGGGAUCUGGACUUACUAAACUAUUCCCUGACUCUGGAUUAUUUGAGCCUGGAAAAUACGCACUACUGGGAGCUGCUAGUCAGCUGGGAGGCGUUGUCAGGAUGACGAUAAGUCUCACUACAAUUUUAAUAGAAGCUACUCAGGGAAUUUCGUUCGGUCUUCCAGUGAUUAUUGUAUUGAUGAUGGCCAAGUGGGUUGGAGACUUUUUUACAGAGGGCAUAUACGACAUACACACACAAAUGGCUGGUGUGCCAUUACUUCCGUGGGAAGCACCGCCUUUAUCUAACAACAUUUACGUCAGCGAGAUAAUGAGUCACCCGGUUGUUACUUUAAAAACAACUGAAAAUGUUGGGCAUAUUGUUGCUUUGUUAAAAUGCGUUAAAUUCAAUGGAUUUCCUGUUGUAGAUCCUCCCACCGGUGAUCAGAAUGAAGUAAAUUGCUACGGAAGAUUCCGUGGUCUAAUUCUUCGGUCACAAUUGAUAGUUUUAAUCCAAAACAAAAUAUUCAACGAGUACUGCGAGUUUUGGGAGACGAAUUUUUCAUUAAAAAUAUUCCGCGAUGCAUAUCCAAGAUACCCGAGCAUUGAAGAAGUAAACAUAACAGAGGAAGAAAAGACAUACUCAAUAGAUUUAAGACCUUUUAUGAACCCCUCACCUUACACUCUUCAACACUCGACAACUCUUCCAAGAGCAUUUAGACUAUUCCGUGGACUGGGACUAAGACACUUGCCGGUGGUGAACGACGAGCAUGAGGUAAUUGGGAUGAUCACCCGAAAAGACGUCGCCAGAUACCGGAUUUGGAGGCACCAAGGCCGAAUGGGUCUUGACGAGCUCCGAAUCACCGACAAAAUAUGACAAUAAUUUACUAGCUUGAAUUUUAUACCUAGAAAAUUGUUAUAUUUAAUUUAAUUUUAUAAAUAAUUAUUUAUAAAA
Messenger RNA from Cotesia glomerata, 2852 nucleotides. It is a transcript of the gene ClC-b, whose product is annotated as H(+)/Cl(-) exchange transporter 7. Gene Ontology annotation, biological process: chloride transport; transmembrane transport. The record is from RefSeq and is a predicted model, not a curated record. The coding region runs from base 336 to 2774 and encodes 812 amino acids. The transcript is spliced from 11 exons. Gene Ontology annotation, molecular function: voltage-gated chloride channel activity. Lineage: Eukaryota; Metazoa; Arthropoda; Insecta; Hymenoptera; Braconidae. Gene Ontology annotation, cellular component: lysosomal membrane; intracellular membrane-bounded organelle.